GCAAGCGGAAUAACAGAAGAGCAGCUUGCAGAGUUUCGUGAAGCAUUCAAUUUGUUCGACAAAAACAAAGACAAUGUGAUAAGUGCAAAGGAGCUUGGCACAGUGAUGCGGGCGCUUGGUCAGUCGCCUACCGACAAGGACAUAGAGACGAUGAUCCAGCAUGCUGACGUCAACAAGAACGGGAGUAUAGACUUUGAUGAGUUUGUAAAGAUGAUGAUUGGGUACCAGCGGAGGGCGGAUCCAGAACAGGAGAUGAGAGAAGCAUUCCGAGUUUUCGACAAAGACAAUAAUGGUUAUAUUAGUGCGGAUGAGUUACGCUAUGUGAUGACGAAUCUAGGGGAGAAAUUAACGGACCAAGAAGUCGCGGAAAUGAUUCGAGAGGCGGAUAUGAACGGAGAUGGAAUGGUAGAUUAUAAUGAAUUCAUCAAGCUGCUGUGUAACACGGAGCCGACGAACUAAAAAAGUGAAACGUAGAGAAAUAUUUCGUAUUUAUUAACAUUUUAAUGUGAUCGCCAGUGCAAUGACGGUUUAUUUAUUUUAUCUGUUUUUUGACAAUACUGCUCAGACUCUUUCGAAGUUAUUUUUAGAAACAUUGACGUGGUAAAACACAUUUCCCCGUAUAUCAUGCACAUCUGAAAGCAUUCAUUUUUUGAAAAAAGAUUUUUUCUUUCAAACUCAUGUUUGUACCAUUUUUUAUUAUUUCAUUUUUUUAUUUUUACAUCUUUUACUGUCCUAUUCCUUAAUAUUUGUAAAUUUGUCAAUUAUGAUAGAAAGAGAUAAAAAGCACAA
This is a messenger RNA of Ruditapes philippinarum (Manila clam), 789 nucleotides long. RefSeq names its product calmodulin-A-like. Gene Ontology annotation, molecular function: calcium ion binding; enzyme regulator activity. The record is from RefSeq and is a predicted model, not a curated record. NCBI's taxonomy places the organism in Eukaryota, Metazoa, Mollusca, Bivalvia, Venerida, Veneridae.